UGUUUACAUGUUAAUUUAAUACAAACUGGUAAACAAUUGUACUUCACUUUAGUGAUUAGACAGGUCUAUUUAAUCAAGUUUCCGUGUCUAUUAUUGAUUUAACACAUUCCAACUAAUUUCUCGAUAAAUGACCAUGAAGACGAUUAAAGUAUUGCCGAACCUGGAUGUUGUUAAUAGUGAAUUGAGACAGAUAAUUCAAGAAACUUAUGACAACUGUAAAAAACGUUUGUUUACAAUCGGUCUUUCUGGUGGUUCAGUGAUCACUUGUUUAACAACUGUCUUACCUACUCUUCAGGUUAACUGGAAAAAAGUCAGAUUCUUCUUCUGUGAUGAAAGGAUAGUUCCUUUUGACGAUCCUGAAUCUACAUUUGGCUGUUAUUGGAAAGCUCUGGAGGGAGUUAUACCCAUUGAAAAGGACCAGUUUAUCGAAAUCGAUCCGACUUUGGAUGGUGAUGAAGUUGCCAAAAAAUAUGUUCAAAGAAUUGGCGCAACAGCGAAUGUUGAUCGCGCUGGAUUUCCAGUAUUUAAUCUCUUACUUUUAGGAAUGGGUCCAGAUGGUCAUACGGCAUCGUUGUUCCCAAAUCACAAGGCAUUAGAGGAAACCAAAGAAUGGGUUACUUACAUUGAUGACUCGCCUAAGCCUCCACCAAAACGAAUAACACUGACUCUUCCUGUUAUCAAUAAUGCUGAGACGGUUAUUUUCGUUUCCACAGGAGCGUCAAAAGCUGAAAUUUUGAAAAAAAUAAUUGUCGAAGGAGAAGAUUAUCCAGCCGGAAGAGUAAACCCUAAAAAAGGAGAAUUAUUUUGGUUGCUUGAUAAAGCUGCUGGCUCGCUACUCCCGGCAGAAAUGGGUGGCUCGGUGGUGUAGUGGUUAUAAUUGUCCAUAACUUACAUAUUUCCUUGUUCAAAUCAAUUUAAUUUUGGAUGAUUUUUUUAAUUUUAAAGCUACGGGCUUCUCGGAUUAAACAGUGUUUAUGAUAUGUGAA
Tetranychus urticae (two-spotted spider mite) is the source of this 986-nucleotide messenger RNA. It is a transcript of the gene Pgls, whose product is annotated as 6-phosphogluconolactonase. The record is from RefSeq and is a predicted model, not a curated record. NCBI's taxonomy places the organism in Eukaryota, Metazoa, Arthropoda, Arachnida, Trombidiformes, Tetranychidae. Gene Ontology annotation, biological process: pentose-phosphate shunt; carbohydrate metabolic process. Gene Ontology annotation, molecular function: 6-phosphogluconolactonase activity.